AUGUUUCCAUUUCCGGUUACUCCUGAAAUAGUUCUCCGUGAUUCCAUCAAAAAUGGAAGAUAUUUCUUCCCAGCUAGCAGAUGGGCGUCAGUAUCGAGGGAUGCAAGAGAUCUGAUAAGCCAUAUGAUCGUUGUCAAGCCUGGAAAUCGAUUUACCGUUGAACAGUGUCUUGAGCACAAAUGGUUCAAAAUUGAUGGUGUUGAACGUUCGCAUACAUGGCAUAGUUUACCAAGUAUCGUUCCAAAGUCAAUGAUCCCUAAUACACAAUAA
Trichomonas vaginalis G3 is the source of this 270-nucleotide messenger RNA. RefSeq names its product protein serine/threonine kinase protein. The coding region runs from base 1 to 270 and encodes 89 amino acids. Gene Ontology annotation, cellular component: nucleus; cytoplasm. Gene Ontology annotation, biological process: peptidyl-serine phosphorylation; protein autophosphorylation; intracellular signal transduction. The transcript has a single exon. The record is from RefSeq and is a predicted model, not a curated record. Lineage: Eukaryota; Parabasalia; Trichomonadida; Trichomonadidae. Gene Ontology annotation, molecular function: calmodulin binding; calcium-dependent protein serine/threonine kinase activity; calcium/calmodulin-dependent protein kinase activity.